CCUCUAUAAAAGCGCGGGAACGAGAACAAGACGUAUGAGUCAGUGCCCAGCGCCACCAUGAAAUUCUACCUGAGCAUCCUCGGACUGGGGGCCUUGGCCUCCCUCGCUCUCAGCGACAAGCUGCCGGUUUCCUACAGCGGCCCCGCCGGAGGAGGAGCUGUGUCUCUGGUGCCCGGAGGACCCGUUGACCUCUCGGGCGGCGGAAGCAUCAUCGCGGCUGGCGGCGGCGCCGUCGGCAUUCUGGACGGCCCAGGCUUCGGAGGAGCUGGCGCUGGAGCCGGAAGCUUCGGAGGUGCUGGCGCUGGAGCUGGAGGCUUCGGAGGUGCUGGCCACGGAGCUGGAGGCUUCGGAGGCGCUGGCCAAGGAGCUGGAGGUUUCGGAGGUGCUGGCCACGGAGCUGGAGGUUUCGGAGGCGCUGGCCAAGGAGCUGGAGGUUUCGGAGGUGCUGGCCACGGAGCUGGAGGCUUCGGAGGCGCUGGCCAAGGAGCUGGAGGUUUCGGAGGUGCUGCUGCAGGUCAUGGAGGCUUCGGAGGCCCUGGAGAUAACGGUUUUGGAGGACCUGGCGCAGGAGGAGACUCCGGCAGCAUCGGCGCCACGUCCGGAGGCGGCCCCCAGGGCAGCGUGAUCCACGGCCUCCGCCCCCACGAGGUGGUGCACUCCGUGUCGCACGCCAACCUGGUCCAGACGUCCUUCGACCUGGGCAGCGACGACCACUCCCCCGGCGUGCCCGGAGGCCCCGUCAUCCUCGGCGGAGGCUCCGGCGCAGGGCUCCUGGUGUCCGACGGCGUCCCCGUGGCGCUCGGAACUGGCCACCGAAGGACUCCUUACGGAAACAAGUGAACGGAUAACUACGAAUAGCAGGAUGAUGCUCAUCAGAAGUUCAAAAGUAAAAACCUUCCAUCGUUCCACCUCUCGUAUAAAGGCACUAUCAUGGGCCCUUUAUUUAUUUAGCUAUUUAUUAUUUUAUCGAUAUGCCGCCUAAAUUAAGUAUAUAUA
Molecule: messenger RNA, 996 nt
Organism: Penaeus indicus
Lineage: Eukaryota; Metazoa; Arthropoda; Malacostraca; Decapoda; Penaeidae
Product: acanthoscurrin-1-like
Exons: 2
Coding region: 58-840 (260 amino acids)
Source: RefSeq, a predicted model, not a curated record